AUGCCCAGACAAGCAGCAGGAUUCUGCGACAGGAUGACUCAGAGCGCAGAUAUGAUCGGUGUUGAAGACACUGCAGCUUUGGCCUCACUGCAUUUUGUUCUUUGCGCUCAUGACAUCAAUGAGCAGUACUGGCCACACUUAGAACGGAAUAUGAUUUUCAAGUUUGUAGCUUUUGCAAAAGGCAAUUCUUUCAAAUCCUUAGGGGGAAAUACCGUGACCCAAUCGGGCCUCGUCAGCUGCCACAAAGCAAUGGCACAAGUCACCGGCCAAGGUUCAGCAGAACUCCGGAACAUGACGCAGAUAUCAUCGGUGUUGCUGACACUGCAGCUUUUGCCUCGAGUGGAUGCAAGGAUGCCUAUGAUUUGUGCCGCUCAAGUUAGUGCGUUGUCCAAGCUCUGUGAAUGUUAUGGAGGGCUGCCAAGAGCAAGAUGCACUCGCUGA
Effrenium voratum is the source of this 441-nucleotide messenger RNA. The record is from the annotation of a GenBank genome assembly. NCBI's taxonomy places the organism in Eukaryota, Dinophyceae, Suessiales, Symbiodiniaceae.